AUGUCGUCCUUUGUCCGCUUCUUCCGCGAGGGCAAGGGCCGUCUCACGGCCCGCUUCGCAACGCCCACGGUGCGCUUCUUCCUUGGCCGGUACUACGGCCGCCCCGUGGCCCUCGUCUCCGACGCCGGAAAGGUCCUGGCCGCCGCCCACUUGUUCUGGUCCUACGGCUAUGACUGGGGCACCGUGUCCGGCCCCUCCAUGCUGCCGGGCUGGUCCGUCUGGGGCGAGGGAGCCAUCAUCUCACACCGGUACCGCCGCGGCAAGGACAUCAAGGUCGGCGACCUGGUCCGUUUCAAGAUCCCCGUCGACGACGGCCUUGCCAUAAAAAGGGUCCUCGGGGUCGCAGGGGACUACGUGAUGAUGGGGACCCCUGAGACGGGGCAGGACUCCAUGAUACAGGUUCCACCUGGGCAUGUUUGGCUGAUCGGUGACAACCUGCCUGCGUCUCGCGAUUCCAGGCUGUAUGGCCCGGUUCCAAUGGCUCUGAUUGAUGGGAAGGUGGUUGCGCGGACUGGCGCAUGGCCGUGGCAAAUGCACGCCAUUGAGAACCCGUUCGAUAUUGAGGAAACAAAUGAAUCCGAUCGAGACUCGGCGGCCAUCUCGCGAGCAGAGCAGACCAGAAAGCCCUGA
This is a messenger RNA of Diaporthe batatas, 630 nucleotides long. RefSeq names its product endopeptidase catalytic subunit IMP1. NCBI's taxonomy places the organism in Eukaryota, Fungi, Ascomycota, Sordariomycetes, Diaporthales, Diaporthaceae. The record is from RefSeq and is a predicted model, not a curated record. The transcript is spliced from 2 exons. Gene Ontology annotation, cellular component: membrane; mitochondrial inner membrane peptidase complex. Gene Ontology annotation, molecular function: serine-type endopeptidase activity. The coding region runs from base 1 to 630 and encodes 209 amino acids.